AUGCCUUUCUUUCCUCAGCCACCGGAGCCUGAAGCACUUGGCGUGCACAGAGUUCUUUCACCCCGAGCCGGUGUUCUAGUCAGUCCACUAUGCCUGGGGACUAUGAACUUUGGCGGCAACUGGGAUGAGCUCCUGGGGCCGUGCUCCAAGGAAACGGCCUUUGCCAUGAUGGACUACUUCAAAGAGCAUGGUGGCAACUUUAUUGAUACCGCCAACAACUACCAAGGCGGUAACUCGGAGCGCUGGAUCGGCGAAUGGCUCGAAUCUCGGGGAUGCCGAGACGAGAUGAUCAUCGCCACAAAGUACAGCAACGGCUUCCGCAUCCAUGAGAAGGGCAUCCAGCACUCCAGCUUCACCGGAAACUCGACCAAGAGUCUCUACACCACCGUCCAGGCAAGUCUGAAGAAGCUGCGUACAGACUACAUCGACAUCAUGUACGUCCACUGGUUCGACUUUACAACGUCGAUUGAGGAGAUUAUGCAGUCCUUGAACCAGCUGGUUCUCUCGGGCAAGGUGCUCUACUUGGGCAUCAGUGACACGCCUGCAUGGGUUGUGUCCCGUGCCAACGAAUAUGCGAGAUCUCACGGCCUGCGCCAGUUUAGCGUCUACCAGGGCCACUGGUCCUGUGCCGCGCGAGACUUUGAGAGAGACAUCAUCCCCAUGUGCAAGGCGGAGGGAAUGGCACUUGCUCCUUGGGGCGCCCUCGGCGGUGGCUACUUCAAGACUGACGGCGAGCGGACUCAGACUCAGGAGAACAAAAAUUCCGGCCGCAACAUUCCCGUUAUGGAUACUUCUAACCAUAAGAAGGUUGGCAAAGUGCUCGAGGAGAUUGGCCGCAUCAAGGGUGUUCCGAUGACUAGUGUGGCUCUGGCUUACCUGCUGCACAAGACGCCAUACGUCUUCCCAAUUCUCGGGGGCCGGAAGCUCGAACAUCUCAAGAGCAACAUUGAAGCCCUUACUCUGCAGCUUACGAAACAGGACAUGGACAUGAUUGAAAAUGCCGCACCGUUUGACAUUGGUUUCCCCAUGUGGUUCAACGGGGAAGCUAACCCCAAGAACAAUCUGCUCCUUCAAAACUCGGGCCACUUUGAUUACGUGGAGGAUCCCAAGCCUAUUCCUCCUCGCAAGAAGCUUCCAGAGCAUAUCAACGGCAAGAGUCACUGA
Trichoderma atroviride IMI 206040 is the source of this 1164-nucleotide messenger RNA. RefSeq lists its product as uncharacterized. The record is from RefSeq and is a predicted model, not a curated record. Lineage: Eukaryota; Fungi; Ascomycota; Sordariomycetes; Hypocreales; Hypocreaceae.